Micropterus salmoides (largemouth bass) is the source of this 3649-nucleotide messenger RNA. It is a transcript of the gene hm13, whose product is annotated as histocompatibility (minor) 13. The record is from RefSeq and is a predicted model, not a curated record. Gene Ontology annotation, cellular component: lumenal side of endoplasmic reticulum membrane; membrane; cytoplasmic side of endoplasmic reticulum membrane. Lineage: Eukaryota; Metazoa; Chordata; Actinopteri; Centrarchiformes; Centrarchidae. Gene Ontology annotation, biological process: membrane protein proteolysis. Gene Ontology annotation, molecular function: aspartic endopeptidase activity, intramembrane cleaving. The transcript is spliced from 12 exons. Bases 176 to 1363 code for a protein of 395 amino acids.
CUCCCCGCCCCCUCUGUGCUCACUGCUUUAGGAAACGUGGCCUUAGCGAGUCUCCGGCUGCACCGUUGUAGAUGAAUGAGCGACAGCCUCAGCUUCCACCUCUAUCCGGUCUACCAGUCUGUACCACAGCACCAGCACCGCCCGCGGUCCCCUGAAAGCCCGUGUCUGAAGAACCAUGUCUGAGGCAGAACCAGUCCCGGACUCGGCCCCGGAGGCCGCCGCCGCUGCUAUCCUGGACGCCCUGAACGCCACGGACUCCAACGGGACCGAGGUGCUCAACGUAACGGCUAAAUUCGUGGCCACCCCGGAGGGCACGGCGCUGGCAUACGGCAGCCUGGUGUUCAUGGCGCUGCUGCCCAUCUUUUUCGGAGCCCUGCGGUCCGUCACCUGCUCCAAAUCUAAGGAGCUCGGAGACAAUGAUUACGAUUCUGGGUUCAGAAAUUCAGCAGACAUGCCAGAGACGAUCACCAGUCGAGACGCAGCGAGGUUCCCCAUCAUCGCCAGCUGUACUCUGUUCGGGCUCUACCUCUUCUUUAAGGUAUUUUCUCAAGAGUACAUCAACCUGCUGCUGUCCGUCUACUUCUUCGGCCUGGGCGUCCUGGCUCUGUCUCACACUAUGAGUCCUCUGAUGUCCAGAAUCUUUCCAGCUUCUUUCCCAAAUAAACAGUACCAGCUGCUCUUCACUCAGGGCUCUGGAGAGUCCAAAGAAGAAAUAGUCAACUAUGAGUUUGACACCAAGAACCUGGUGUGUCUGCUCAUCAGCAGUGUGGUGGGAGUCUGGUACCUGCUCAAAAAGCACUGGAUAGCCAAUAACCUGUUUGGCCUGGCGUUUGCGCUGAACGGAGUGGAGCUGCUCCACCUGAACAACGUCAGUACCGGCUGCAUCCUGCUGGGGGGGCUGUUCGUCUACGACGUCUUCUGGGUGUUUGGAACAAACGUGAUGGUAACAGUCGCCAAGUCCUUCGAAGCACCAAUCAAAUUGGUCUUUCCUCAGGACUUGUUGGAGAAAGGACUCGGAGCCAGUAACUUUGCCAUGCUGGGUCUGGGUGACAUCGUCAUCCCGGGUAUAUUCAUCGCCCUGCUGCUGCGCUUCGACGUCAGCCUAAAGAAGAACAGCAGGACGUAUUUCUACUCCAGUUUCCUGGCCUACAUCUUCGGACUGGGCCUCACCAUCUUCGUCAUGCACACCUUCAAACACGCACAGCCCGCUCUGCUCUACCUGGUCCCGGCCUGCGUCGGCUUCCCCGUCGUCGUAGCGUUCUGCAAAGGAGAGCUCACGGAGAUGUUCAGGUAUGAGGAGACUCCUCCUGAGGAGGAAGGGGCUAAACAGGAUUCUUCAGAAUCAGAGAAGAAGGACCAAUAGCAUCCAUCGCUGCCCCUCCCCGCCGCCCUCACUUUUCAUGCAACCUGCUGCCGCCACAUUUCACUGAAGCCCCUCCCUCUCCCGCCUCUCCAGCUUCCUGUUCGUGGCCGGGGAGGGGGGGGGGGCUCAUGUAGCCAACGCGUUUGUCUCUGAUAACCAUGGGAACAGCCGCUGGUCUCGGUGUUAACGUCUGCUGUCGUGCUACCGGUGGCGGUGUUUAUAAUUAAAGGUUGUUUGGUUACAGCAGUCCGGACUCGGUGCCUACGAUGAUUCCUCCCUCCGUCUGUCAGCUGCUCUCACACAGGAACACGAACCGACAGAUGACCUGUGUGCGCGCAGCUCACGCAGACACGCCAGGAAGCAGUUAAAUGUCUGCUGUUUGAAGGAGCGUUUGUUUUAGCCCUGAAACAGCCUCAAAACAUCCCACGGUACAACAAACGCUUCUGUCGCUGUUCCUUUUUUUUUUUUUUACUUCCUUUGUCUUUAAAGCCGCCAAACAAAGACCCACCACUCAUUCACAUCAUCCCAGGUGUGGUUCUGCGUCUCUGGAUGUCUUCACUUCCUGGUUUAUGUGGCGCCGGGCCGCCAGUCACUCUGCCUCCUGCUUUCACUUGCUUUUGCUUUACCUUGUUUUAAUUUUUAAAGGCCAGAAUUUUAAGAUUGAGGAAACAAUAAUCCAGUUAUUUUAGACAUUGAGUCGUCCAUUUGUGAGAGCUGGACUGUGUUGUUUGUCCCAGCUGCUCACCGGGACCUCACGACACCGUUAAUAACCGUCGUACCUGAGAGGCGGUGCAGGUGUGGAUGUUUCAGAGCGUGUGUAAAUGAAGGUUCUAAUGGUCAGCGGCUGUAGUAGCAAACCAAAAGGGACCAAAUGUUUUCCCUAAGCUCAGCGUCUUUUCUAUUAGUCCUUAUUAUUAUCUGACCGGACGGGACAGGUGAGCGUUUACCUGCCUGGUGACCGAUCCUACACCUGUUUUCAGUCUUAAAGUUCUGGCCUGAGUGAGGGGGGGGGGAGUAAAGGGAGGAGGAGGCAGACUGAAGCUCCUCUGCUGAAUAUUUCCAGUCCUUAUUCUUGGAUCGUAUUGGUGGAGAGGCUGCGAGGGGCGGGGCCCUGCAGCCCCCUCUCCCAAUAAGCUGUGAGAAUGAGCCGAGGCGACAGAAGCUUAAGGGUCUGUGAGGUUGCGAUCUGGGUUUGAACAAGCUCGAGUUUCUCUGAUCGGACGUUUUAAUUGUUUAUUAUUUGUUAACUUUUUAGCUAAUUGAUUUGUUGUCACCGCUCUCCAGCCACUUUUUUUUAUAUUAUUAAUAAUUGUAAACUGAAUUAUUUUGGUGUUGGACUGUUGGUUACACAAAACAAGACGUUAUAUCGACUAAACAAUUAAUCGAUCAGAUUGUCUUCAGAUUAAUUAAUCAACAAUUAAAAUAUAAAAUUAAGGAAAACCUUAUUUUUCACCUACAAAGAAACUGUUUACUUUUUGUUUCAGAGAGCUUUGAAAUUAAAGACGGAUCCGAUCAGGGACGCUUUGAGUUCAACGUCAACUCUUAACAUCAGGAAACAAAAUAGAAAUGUUCACCUGUGAUUCUGGAAGAGACUAACAAAAAUCAGCUCCCACACGCCGACAACAAACAUCGCUCGACUGAAACAAAGCUAGUCAAUAAAUUUAGAAGUAUCAGCAGGUUCUCAAGAGACAGAUGAUGAUCUGAUCUUGAUGUAUAAAACUGGUGAAGAUGCCCCUUUUUAUUAAAUUUGAAUUUAAAGUCGUCACUUGUCAGAAGAAGAUUGUGACUUUCCGCCUCAAAGUAUCACCUCUGUCACAGAACUUUUCAUUAUUCUAUAAAGAUUUAAUGGCAUUCUAGGAAGUAAAGUCUUUGAAAAGUAGGACAUUUAACUUUUUCUCCAGGUCACCGUUUAAUAUUCACAAACAUCGGGUGUGUUUUUCAUUAUGACGUUUUCCUCCCAUAUUAAAAAUGAAAAGAUCUCUAAGUUUUUGUACGCUUGAGUCGAGCUGCUCUGACUGGACUUAUUCAGCGUCACGUUGUUAUUCUCGAUGUUAUUGAUGUUGAUGCUUUAUUAAAAGGUGCACAGUUUUGUAUUUUGAUGUAAAAAAACAAAUAGAAGUAUCAUUAUAUAUACAGCUCUGUGACGUUCAGUAGCCCCUCAUCAUCAUGUUAAAUAUAACGUACCUGAAAUGUUUCUUUCUCCUUCUCUCUGGAUGUUUUAUGGCCCCGACUGUAUCUAUUUUUAUUUGCAAUAAACAUUUUGGUGUUUUUAUCACCGUAGCAUAA